CAGCAGCAGCGUGAUAUAACCAAUAACCAACAUGGCGGCCAUGGGAACGUUAUCUAGAGUUGUCAGACUGAGUUCAUGCAUCGGCAGAAGUCGGCGAUUAAUAUUUAACAGCACACAGAGACGAGGAAUAGCUUCGUGUAUUGACCCUGCUCAUGGCCUCAGCGAUGAACAGAAGGAGUUUCAGAAGAUGGCCUUUGACUUCGCAGCCCAUGAAAUGUCUCCACACAUGGCCGAGUGGGAUGAAAAGGAAAUCUUCCCGGUGGAGACCAUGCGAAAGGCUGCCCAGCUGGGGUUUGGGGGGAUCUAUGUCCAGCCGGAGGUGGGGGGAUCUGGCCUGUCUCGCCUGGACACCUCGGUCAUCUUUGAGGCAUUAUCGACAGGCUGUGUCAGCACCACAGCCUACAUCAGCAUUCAUAACAUGUGUAACUGGAUGAUUGACACCUUCGGCAACACUGAGCAGAGGGAGAAGUUCUGCCCUGAGCUUUGUACGAUGGACAAGUUUGCCUCUUAUUGUCUCACUGAGCCAGGCAGUGGCAGUGAUGCUGCUUCGUUACUCACUACUGCAAAGUUGGAAGGAGACCAUUAUAUCCUCAAUGGUUCCAAGGCCUUCAUCAGUGGAGGAGGAGACACAGACGUGUACAUAGUAAUGUGCCGGACGGGAAGGAAAGGUCCCAAGGGGAUCUCCUGUGUGGUGGUGGAGAAAGACACUCCAGGACUCAGCUUUGGCAAGAAGGAGAAGAAGGUGGGAUGGAACUCUCAGCCAACCAGAGCAGUGAUCUUAGAGGACUGCCACGUCCCAGUGACCAAUCGGCUGGGUCAGGAGGGACAGGGCUUCAACAUUGCUAUGAGAGGCCUGAACGGAGGCAGGAUCAACAUUGCCUCGUGUUCUCUUGGGGCGGCCCAUGCAUGUGUACAGCUGGCAAGAGAUCACCUGUUAGUACGCAAGCAGUUUGGAGAGACUCUCUCUAACAACCAGUUCCUGCAGUUUAAGUUGGCAGAGAUGGCAACCAAGCUAGUGGUGUCACGUCUGUUGCUGCGCGAGGCUGCCCUGGCAUUGCAGGAGAGCAGAUCUGACGCUGUGUCCCUCUGCUCCAUGGCCAAACUCUUUGUCACUGACGAGUGCUUCAACAUCUGUAACCAGGCACUCCAGAUGCAUGGUGGAUACGGUUACCUCAAAGACUACGCUGUUCAGCAGUUUGUCCGGGACAUCAGAGUACACCAGAUACUGGAGGGAACAAAUGAAGUGAUGCGGAUGAUAAUUGCCAGAAGUUUACUGUCAGAGUCUGGAUAAAUGUAAUGCCAUGGGCCAUCCAAAACUUGACUUUCUGCUGUCCUGAAGGGAUGGUGGUGGCAGCCAUGUGGUGUUUGACUGGAUCCCUCAAGUGUCUUGAACUCACCCUCUUUUAAAGGGGGAAAAUACUAUAGCAGUUUUGUUUUUGAGAUUACUGUAGACUAAAGCUGUCAUUAGGUCCUCCUGUCCUGUUUGCAUGGAAUUAAAUGUUAUGUAAACAUUCAUUUAGGUAUUUUAAAUAAGUUGCUCAUUGAGAGAUACAGUUUGGAAGUGAAUAUAUUACGUUAAAAAUGUAAUAUUUUGGUUAGUAUUGGGGUGAAGCUUUUUAGUUGUCUUGCAAUAAAAACAAUGCAUCUAUAUCAGAUGGUUAGUUUGACAUCAUGGCCUCUCCUGCAAAGUGGCCUUUCAUGUGUAACAUGGCAACAUUUGGAGGAAACUUUGUUAUGAUGGCAACAUUUGAAACAUGAGCAAGUUUAGUUCUCAUGACACAAUUCCAGUUUAAUCCUAAAACAAAUGUAUCUAGGCGGGUUGGAUGACUGCAAAGUUUCAUGUAUGGUGUGUGUAAUAUAAUAUUUGGUGCUCAAAUGUGACUGGAUUGUCAGUCAUUUACACUCAAAAUAAAGCUGUCAGACAGCACUAGAUAAAAGUUUAAA
Salmo salar (Atlantic salmon) is the source of this 1944-nucleotide messenger RNA. It is a transcript of the gene acad8, whose product is annotated as acyl-CoA dehydrogenase family, member 8. The record is from RefSeq and is a predicted model, not a curated record. Gene Ontology annotation, molecular function: acyl-CoA dehydrogenase activity; flavin adenine dinucleotide binding. Gene Ontology annotation, cellular component: mitochondrion. Gene Ontology annotation, biological process: lipid metabolic process. NCBI's taxonomy places the organism in Eukaryota, Metazoa, Chordata, Actinopteri, Salmoniformes, Salmonidae.